Frankliniella occidentalis (western flower thrips) is the source of this 1064-nucleotide messenger RNA. RefSeq lists its product as uncharacterized. The record is from RefSeq and is a predicted model, not a curated record. The transcript is spliced from 5 exons. The coding region runs from base 10 to 858 and encodes 282 amino acids. Lineage: Eukaryota; Metazoa; Arthropoda; Insecta; Thysanoptera; Thripidae.
CGCGUGAGUAUGAGAAUGUCAGCGCCCCCCCUCCCCCUCGCCGGCACGGCUCUAACCAUCCCAUUAAGAGGGGGGCCGCCGCCGCCGCUCCUGUCGGCCUGCAUAGAGAGGUACCGCCCAGCAGAGUACAGUGGCGGAGAGGAGAGGCUGGAGCAGUCCAAGUCCAGCCGCCCAGCAGUCCAGUCGGCGUCCAACUCAGCAGCGAUGUCGCCCAACCUGGCGCUGCCCUACUCGGGGUACUACGCGGGGUUCUCGGGCGCCGUGCCGCACUCGUUCGGCGCGCCCACCGUGCUGUCGCUGUGGACGGGUCUGCAGUGCCUGGCGCUGGUGCCCGGGGGCGGUGGCGUGCCCGGCUCCGUGUGCCACCUGGGCUCCGGGCUCACCCUCACCUCGUCCGACGGUAACGCCAUCGCCGACUCCUUCACCUGCAACAAGCUUCUCAACAAGACGGACCUAGAGGGCGAGCCCACCGUGCGAUUCAGCCUGCCGGACUUGGACCGCGGCUACGCCCUUGUGAUCGUCGACCCGGACAAGCCCGGCCUGCGCUACGGCGAGUUCCAGCUGCUGCAGAUCAAGUCCAACAUCCCGGAAAAGGAGCUUUAUACGGGGAAGGUGGAGUCGGCCGAGAUUGUCACAGCCUGGAUGCCGCCCGCCGUGCCCGCCGCCCCGGAGGGCUCCGUGGGGCCCAACGUACACCGCGUCCAGCUGCUGCUGUUCGAGCAGACCGCCGCCAAGGUGAACCUGACGGCACCCGCCGACCAGAACAUCUUCCACCUCAACAACUGGCUGCACAUGAAGGAGAACGCGGGCCAGCUGUGCGGGCCGGUGGCCGGCCUGCAGGUGCUCGUGCAGCCGUGAGCGGACCGGAUGGAGCCGGCACCGCCGCGACGCGACGACGGAGGCACAAAACGGACAAGAGACAUCAUUACUUACUUUCGCAAUGACUAGAUAAAAGAAAUUCCACAAGUCGACCACUACUAUGUCAGAAUCAGGCUUUAAAAUUAGACUUCAUGGUACAGAAAAAGAAUUUUAAAAGACAAUAAAGUUACCACCGACAUUUAAAA